This is a messenger RNA of Lactuca saligna, 1353 nucleotides long. NCBI's taxonomy places the organism in Eukaryota, Viridiplantae, Streptophyta, Magnoliopsida, Asterales, Asteraceae. The record is from the annotation of a GenBank genome assembly.
AUGGGAGAUCUAGAAUUUGCUAAAGUUCACAACUCAGCUAUUUUUGUUGAAGAUCCUCCAGUAGCUCACAAUGAUCUAAAGUUCAUUGUUGACAGUCUGAAGAAAUGUUGUUUGGUCCAUGCAUUAACAACCUACCCUGCAAUUUACCAGAGCCUAAUCAAAGACAUCUGGAGAAGUGUAGUUGUGAAGAAGGAUAACAAAGAUGAAAAAUACAUUGAAGCCACAAUCAAAGGAAAGAAGGUUCAAGUGUCAGAGAGUAUUAUUCGGGAAUCACUCCAAAUUGAUGACAUAUCAGAAUACUCUAUGGAAAUUAAUGUACAUCAAACUCAGGAUGUUAUAGACCAUAUGGGGUAUGAGGAAACAUUUCCCCCUACCAUUAAGAAACUGCUUCCUCCAUGCUGGAAAUAUCUAGCUCAUGUGUUUGUGAGCUGUAUUUCUGGUAGGAGAUUCUGUGCGAACGAAAUCUCCUUGGCCAACACAGGAGCCAACGCUACCUUGGCCUCGGGAAUUGAGUUCAACUUUUCAAAGUUUAUACUGCAUGAACUGAUUCCGAAUCUUGAAGGGAACAAGAGAGAUAUGUUUUUGAUGUACCCAAGAUUUCUUCAGAUCAUCUUCAACGUCAUGCAUCCUGAGCUGCAGAGAGGGAACGCGACUUUGGAUCUUAAAUCAGUUGGUCCAAGUGCAUUUGGGUUAAUGAAGCAGAAAAGAGGAGGAAAUUUUUUUUUUGAAGGAAAAUUCCCCUUAAUCAAGUUUGGAAUUUUUGAAGAAAGUGAUCGGUCAGACUCAGAAGAUCAAUCCAUUCCUACAGAGUUUGAAGAUGUUGUGUUUUCAACCUCUGAACUAGAAAUUGAGGAGGUUCAUGAUUCUCCUACAACCAUAGUGGCUGAGGAACAUGAUCGUCUACAUCAUAAGGGAGAUGAAACACAAUCUGUUCACGAGGAACAUGAUGAAGAUCUCUAUGGAGAUGUAGAAUUUUUGAAAGAGAUAGACUUCACAGGGAUCAGUGAUGAUAUCCCUACAAAUAUUGAGCUUGAUCUUGAUGAUGAAGAAUUUGGUCUUCUUCCAGGAUUUGCCAGCAGCUACUUUAAUAAAGUCAAUGAAGUUGCUUCUUCGGCAACCAAGACUGGGGAAGAAGGAAAUGUUCUCAAAAUUUUGCUCUCCACAUCCAAGCCCUUGGAGGUUGCUUCAAGUCAAGGAGAUGUGUACUCAGAGAUUCCUCCCUCUGUUUCAACUAUCUCAACACCUGCUCCGUUUGUUUUUGAAUCAUCUCAGCCCCAAACCUCCCAGUCCUCCUUGGAAAGAAGUCAAUCUGUUACGUGUCUGGAGGUACCCAUUGUGAGCAGUGCACCUUAA